Dermatophagoides pteronyssinus (European house dust mite) is the source of this 656-nucleotide messenger RNA. RefSeq names its product Alg13 UDP-N-acetylglucosaminyltransferase subunit (gene Alg13). The record is from RefSeq and is a predicted model, not a curated record. Gene Ontology annotation, biological process: dolichol-linked oligosaccharide biosynthetic process. Lineage: Eukaryota; Metazoa; Arthropoda; Arachnida; Sarcoptiformes; Pyroglyphidae. Gene Ontology annotation, molecular function: hexosyltransferase activity.
CAAACAAAUUCUUUAGAUUUUGUUUUUUUUUGUUUUUGUUUUUUUAAAUCUUAUAAAAAUCAAUAUUUAAAAAAAAAACAAACGACCAAAUGGAGAAAAAAUAUCGAAAAAUUUUCAUUACAGUCGGUACGACACGUUUUGAUCGAUUAAUCGAAUCAUUAUUAAUGCCCAAUGUUAUUUCGGCAUUACAACAAAUCGGAUGUGAACAAUUAACCAUACAAUAUGGCCGUUAUAAUGAUCUAGAUCAAUUAAAUUUAUUUCAAAUGUUACCAAAUAUUUCUGUAAAAUUAUUUGAUUAUGAUUAUAAAUCAUUUGAAAAAUAUUUACAAAAUUCAGAUCUUAUUAUUGGUCAUGCUGGUGCCGGUACAGUACUCGAAGCAUUACGUAUGAAUAAAUCAUUAUUAAUUGUUAUUAAUAAUGAUUUAAUGGAUAAUCAUCAACAAGAAUUGGCUGAUGAAUUAGCUGAAAAUAAUUAUGUUCAAUGUACAGAUAUUGAAAAUUUUCCCAAUAUAUUAUGUAAAUUUAAUACAAAAAAUAUACGUCCAUUUCCUAUACAUAAUCCAUUAUUGUUUCGAAAUUUUAUUCAAAAUUUAUUCAAUCAAGAAACAACAACAACAACAACAUAAUCAUAUUCAUAAUCCCAAAAACAUUUAAAC